Messenger RNA from Microplitis demolitor, 1992 nucleotides. RefSeq lists its product as uncharacterized. Lineage: Eukaryota; Metazoa; Arthropoda; Insecta; Hymenoptera; Braconidae. The record is from RefSeq and is a predicted model, not a curated record. Bases 121 to 684 code for a protein of 187 amino acids. The transcript is spliced from 3 exons.
UCGACCAAGACUCUUUUUGCCGCGCCACCACCGCGACGCCCACGAAUAUACGCUGUUCACCCUCCUUCGAACUCGGACGCUAGUUUCAUAGUCGACUGUGGGAAAUACACGAGGAUAGACAUGCAAUCCAAAUUUACACAAGUUCUACUCAGUUUUGUGCUUGUGUUUACACUCGCCGUUUAUUCAGGUGAAGCCUUAAAAUGCUACGAAUGUAUAGCCGUAGGGUCAGGUACUGACGAGUGUGAGGGUGACAUUGUUGUUAAAUCUGACGACAAAAAUGUCGUCGUGGAUUGUGAUUUAUCAACAAUGAAAGCGUUUCACUCAAAGAUCCAAGAUAAUCCGACAAUGAAUCAGAUUUCAAGUCUUUUCGCGGUUGACACGCCUCAGCAGCAUCGAUCACAAACUAAAAUGCCAAUGUCUUGUCUUAAGCUUCGUCUUAAAGUUGAAGCUGAAAAUGUGAUGGUGAGAACCUGCCAGUCAGCACCAACAGAGACAGUAAAACCUUGUCAAGUAAUGGAAGAAAAAGCCAGAAAAGAUUAUCGUAAUAUUGCAUCAGUAAUAUCAUGUGAUAUUUGUGAAGGCGAUAAAUGCAAUGGCUCUGGUAUUAAAUCGGCAACAUUUAUCGCGAUAUUCCUUCCUCUCGUGGCCUCAACUCUCACAGGUCUCUUUUACCGGAUGGCGUAACGUAUUCAGUGCUCACCAGUAAACCACUAAAAUUUAAAAAAAAAAAAAAAAAUAUAAAGUAAUCAAAAAAUAUGUACAUGAAUGCGGGCAAAGGCUGUUGACAGGAAGUCUGGUCAUUUAAAAAAAUAUAAAAUAUUAUUUCUGAAGUCUGGUUCUUGUCCGCACUCAUGUUCAAUUACCAUGGUUCGUACUUGGCUUUGUACAUCUAAUUGCCGGCAUAUAAUUUUUUCACAUUAUGACGCCUUUAACAAACAGCAUGCGAAACGAGCCUUUGUAACAAUGAUAACAACAAUAAUAUGUUAACUUUAAAAUAAAUAAAGUAAAAAAAAAGUGCUUGCUUCGUUCAUAAAUUUAUUAUCACUAAAAAUUUUUGUUACAAACAAGAUGUCGAAAAUUAUGACGACGUUGUUUACAUAAUCCUGCGUCAUAACAAUCGUUUAAUUCCCUCAAAAAAAAAAAAAAAAAAAACAAUUUUUUUUUGGCCAAGCAGGCUAAGCAAAUACAAAAUUUGCUAAGCAAUUAUUUACAAAAAAAUAUUUUUAAAAUACGUAAUAUUCACAUUUGAAUAAUUUUUCUAUUUAAAGUAUAUUUUCGCACUUAUAUAACUAUUAUACUCCUGCCUUUAUAUUGAUAUUUAUAAAUAUAUAUAAAUACCUUUUUUGUAUUAUUAUUGAUAUAAGUUAAAACUUAUUUAUUAUUACACUAGGUAGACAUUAAAAAUAAAUAAAUAAUUAUCGAAAUCAUUAUCAUCAUCAUCAUCACCAUCAUUGUUAUCGUCAUCGUUAUCGUUAUCAUUAUCAAUAUCAAAUAGCAAACAAUUAUGCUUCCAAAUAAAUUCGCAACACACAGCUUCCAUUAUAUCCUCCGAUAAAAUAAAACUUUCGUUCUUUGUAUUCAAUAAAAAAGUAAAUAAAUAACUAAAAUAAAAAAAAAAUAAAUAUGUUAACAAGUAACUCAAAAAUAUAAAAAUUAGGUAAACAAUUUAUUGAAUACCAAGAAUAAUAAAUAUAUAUAUAUUCAAAAAAUGACAUAAAUACGUGCCUAAAAAAAAGCCUACGCGUUAAAAAAACAUCUUGUGCAAGGAUCGAUGGUACAUAUAUAACAAUUAAUGGAAUAUAAAUAAAGUUUUCAUGUAUAAAUAAAUGAAAGUUACAUAACAAAAUAUAUUAUUGAGUAUAAAAUUUUGAACUCUGAUAAAACUAUAAAUAUAAAGAUUAAAUAAAUAUAAAUAAAUAAAUACAAUUACAAUAUUGUACUGAGUGUACCAAGAGACGAUUGUAUCAAGCAAUAAAAAAUGGUUACCCAUGC